AUGGACGUGUUACACAAGUUCAAAGACCUGUAUGAUUCGGCUUUGUCUCUAGGAGACCCCCGGGUAGGGGCGUGGCCGUUAAUGGUUUCCCCGGUGCCUCUCCUGACUCUAGUAGGUCUCUACCUGAUGAUGGUAUACCACGGCCCCCGGGCUAUGGAAUGUUACAAGCCGAUGUCCCUCAGCUCCGUCCUCGUGGUGUAUAAUCUUGGCCUGGUCGGACUUUCCGCUUACAUGUUUUACGAGUUCACUGUUACCAGUAUCUUGUCGUCCUACAGUUUACAAUGUGAACCUGUCAACUACUCUGACGAUCCAUUGGCAGUGCGGAUGGCAAAUGUCUGCUGGUGGUACUUUUUCUCCAAAAUAAUAGAAUUUUUAGACACAACAUUUUUUAUUUUGAGAAAGAAAAAUGACCAGAUAACUUUUCUGCACGUGUAUCAUCAUAGUACCAUGCCAAUCAAUUGGUGGCUAGGGGUCAAGUUCGUGGCUGGAGGUCAAGCUUGGUUCCUCGCAAACAUAAACUGUUUCGUCCAUAUUGUGAUGUACGCAUACUACGGGUUAUCUGCCCUUGGUCCACAAAUGAAGAAAUAUCUAUGGUGGAAGCGUUAUCUUACAAUUCUCCAGCUUAGUCAGUUUUUCGCUGUCAUCCUCCAUACGGGAUACAAUAUGACGACCGACUGUGAUUUUCCCGUCGGAUUUAACUACGCUGUGUUUAUAUACGCAAUCACUCUAGUGUUGUUGUUUUCAAACUUCUUCAAAAAGACCUACACCAAGUCAAAGGAGAAUUAA
Molecule: messenger RNA, 786 nt
Organism: Ylistrum balloti
Lineage: Eukaryota; Metazoa; Mollusca; Bivalvia; Pectinida; Pectinidae
Product: elongation of very long chain fatty acids protein 4-like
Exons: 7
Coding region: 1-786 (261 amino acids)
Biological process (GO): very long-chain fatty acid biosynthetic process; fatty acid elongation, monounsaturated fatty acid; fatty acid elongation, polyunsaturated fatty acid
Cellular component (GO): endoplasmic reticulum membrane
Molecular function (GO): fatty acid elongase activity
Source: RefSeq, a predicted model, not a curated record